GGUUCGAACCAAUAAACAGAGACGCUAUUGGUCGGCUCUGAACGCUCUCCUCAUUCAUUCGCUUGCCUUUUGUUUUGCUCUUCGGGUUUAUUGGUUUUCUCGGUUUGGAAAUACAACAGGGAAAACUCAACGGCGACAUGGCAGGAGGAAAAGCUGGAAAGGACAGUGGCAAAGCCAAGGCGAAGGCUGUGUCUCGCUCCCAAAGGGCUGGACUCCAGUUCCCGGUGGGUCGUAUCCACAGACACCUGAAGACCCGAACCACCAGCCACGGCAGAGUGGGAGCCACCGCAGCAGUAUACAGCGCCGCCAUCUUGGAGUACCUCACGGCUGAGGUGUUGGAGUUGGCAGGGAAUGCCUCCAAGGAUCUGAAGGUGAAGCGUAUCACUCCGCGUCACUUACAGUUGGCCAUCCGCGGAGACGAGGAAUUGGACUCGCUCAUCAAGGCCACCAUCGCUGGAGGAGGUGUAAUUCCUCACAUCCACAAGUCUCUGAUUGGAAAGAAGGGCCAGCAGAAGACUGCAUAGAGGAAGUGACCUCACACCACCAGGAAUUUUAUUUAUUUAUCUAGGCAAGUCCAGGAGGAAAGGGGAGCCAUAUUGAUUUUGUUUUGCAUAUUUGUUUGGGUUUUUGUAACCGUAGUUGUAGUCUUUGAGGUAUGUGUUGGUUUGUACUGUUUUAAAGGUGAAAGGUGGGGUGUUUAGGGAAGUUUUAAGAUUUUUUUUUUCUGACAAGAAACUUGUACAUUUUGUACAUAGACCAACAAAUGCUGAAGUUCUUGUCAUGUUCUGAAAAAGUUUGAGUUGAUUGGAUUUAGCUCCAAAAGUGUUUUAUACUUAAAGUUUUAAAAUCUUUUAAACAA
Oncorhynchus gorbuscha (pink salmon) is the source of this 859-nucleotide messenger RNA. Its product is annotated as histone H2A.V. The transcript has 5 exons. Gene Ontology annotation, molecular function: protein heterodimerization activity; structural constituent of chromatin; DNA binding. Gene Ontology annotation, cellular component: nucleosome. The record is from RefSeq and is a predicted model, not a curated record. Lineage: Eukaryota; Metazoa; Chordata; Actinopteri; Salmoniformes; Salmonidae. The coding region runs from base 138 to 524 and encodes 128 amino acids.